AUGGAGGGGGCUCUCAAGGGCAGUUACGCAGUACCCUCUAAAGGGGAAGAGCACGUCGUACAUGAUGUUGAGAAUCCUCCACCACCACAUCCUGGCUCUGACGCUGGAAGCGUUAUUGUUGAUGAUGGACGAAUUGUUACCCAGCAUGAACAGCUAGGAUUACUUCGGGGGUUAUCGCAGCGACAUGUUCAGAUGAUUGCGAUUGCGGGUGCCAUUGGCACGGGAUUGUUCCUUGGACUCGGUAGUUCCAUUGCUACCGGUGGUCCAUUAGGUGCUUUAUUAGGUUAUGCACUUGUUGGACUUAUUGUAUGCGCUAUCCAGUUCGCACUUGGUGAAGUCUCCGCCUUACUCCCUGUAACGGGUUCUUUCGUCCGUCACGCCGAGGUCCUCGUUGAUCCCGCAUGGGCAUUUGCAGUUGGUUGGAAUGUUGUCUACGGGUGCUUUAUCAGUGUCCCGAGUGAGAUUUCUGCCUCGGUAGUACUGAUCCAGUACUGGACGGAUAUCAAUGCCGCGGUAUGGGUGACUAUUCUCAUCGUUGUAUCUGUUGCCGUUGCGGUUUCGUUCAUCGGCGUCUACGGAGAAAUCGAGUUUGUUUUCGCCAUUUUGAAAAUCCUCCUGGUUGUCUUUGUCGUCAUUCUGGGAUUGGUUAUUGAUCUUGGUGGUGUACCGGGAAAACCACGAUUAGGCUUCCAUUACUGGAAACAACCUGGUCCAUUUGUGGAAUACAUUGCCUCCGGUUCGUGGGGCCAGUUUCUUGGUUUUUGGGCCGUCAUGACAAAUGCCGUUUACUCGUUCGCUGGUGUUGAGUCUUUAGCUAUGGCAGCUGCUGAGACUAAGAAUCCGCGACAAAAUAUUCCCAAGGCCUGUAAGAGGGUCUUUGCAAGAGUUACCAUCUUUUAUCUUCUUGCUGUUUUGAUCGUGGGCAUGUUAGUUCCUAGUACCGAUCCUCGACUUGGUGAUGACUCCGGAACAGCUGCGACAAGUCCUUUCGUUAUUGCCGCUAGUGAUGCGGGUAUCAAUGCUAUUCCAUCGAUUGUCAAUGCUGUUUGUCUCGCUUCUGCGUGGUCAGCUUCGAAUCAGAGUAUUCUGGCUGGAACGAGAACUCUCUAUGGUCUUGCGAUUAAGGGACAUGCUCCGAAGAUCUUUCUUCGCACUAAUAAAUGGGGUGUGCCAUAUUUUUGUGUGUCGUUGCAAGUUGCUUUCUCUUUUCUGGCAUAUAUGUGUGUGUCUAAUAGUGCUAUGACGGUGUUUUGGUGGUUUGUUGAUCUUACGGCUGCUGGAUCUUUGAUCUCGUGGAUUUCUAUUGCAUUGAAUCAUAUUCGAUUGCUCCAAGCGUUUAAGGAGCAGGGAAUUUCUCCGCAUUCAUUGCCGUGGCAUAACAGCAUUACUAGAUACACCAGCUGGUUCGCUUUGAUCGGUUGCACUGUCAUCUUGUUGACAGGAGGCUUCGCGGUAUUCACGAAAGGAAGCUGGGACCCAGCCACAUUCGUGUCUUCCUAUCUAGAUAUCCCGCUUGUCUUAUUCGCAUACGGAGGCUAUAAGUUGAUUCGCCGUACGAAGAUAGUACCAUUGAGUAUGGUGCCAAUUCGCCAGGCACUAGAUGAAGCUGAAAAUGAUCCUGAAAAUGUACCACUCACGAAGGAUACGAUAUGGCAAAAGAUUAAUAUCUUUUGGGGCUGA
Penicillium angulare is the source of this 1680-nucleotide messenger RNA. RefSeq lists its product as uncharacterized. The record is from RefSeq and is a predicted model, not a curated record. Gene Ontology annotation, cellular component: membrane. The coding region runs from base 1 to 1680 and encodes 559 amino acids. Gene Ontology annotation, biological process: amino acid transmembrane transport. The transcript has 4 exons. NCBI's taxonomy places the organism in Eukaryota, Fungi, Ascomycota, Eurotiomycetes, Eurotiales, Aspergillaceae. Gene Ontology annotation, molecular function: amino acid transmembrane transporter activity.